CCAAGACCCGCCAGCCGCCAGCCGUUGACGACGUGUCCGCUAGCGCACCGCUCUUUCUCACCGCGCGCCAGCCGAAAGUCUCUUUCUCGCCCAGGCCUCUUUUCCGCCUAGCCUCACCGCGCUUUCGAGGCGCACAACCCUAGAAGCACUUGAUGGCCACUACCCACCACCCGCGCCGCGCCCUGGUCCUCUAUGGCUCCGAGACGGGAUCUGCUCAGGAUGUGGCCGAGGAGAUGGGACGGGUCGCUGAGCGUCUGCGCUUUACCACAGAGGUGGCGGAGUUGAACGCUGUCAGUCUUGUAUGUCGACGACCAUGUAUACUCCAUCUAGACUUUCGUUUGACUCUCUGUGCAGAAGCAACUGCUGCAGCACAGCGUCGUUUUGAUCUCCAUAUCCACCACAGGCCAGGGUGAACUACCAGCGAACAGCCAGACCUUCUGGAGAGCCCUGCGAAGUGCAAGACUCAGGCCCGGAUGUCUGCACCACAUGAGGUUUGCUUCUUUUGGUCUGGGAGACACUUCGUACCCCAAGUUCAACUGGGCGCACCGUAAACUCUACAAUCGCCUCAUACAGCUGGGAGCCCAGCCGGUUUGCGAUCGGGGCGAGUCUGACGAGCAGCAUCCAGAAGGAAUCGACGGCUCGUUUCUCCCGUGGUCGACAAACCUGCGCCACCGCCUCCUUGAAGAAUACCCCUUGCCAAAAGGUGUUCAUCCAAUACCAGACGACGUUCUCCUAGACCCAAAAUGGGUGCUCGCCUUUGUAGACAAUAGCUCAGCAGCCCCCCAAACACUUGAAUUAGUCCCAGAGGCAACAACAAAUGGCGACACCGUAGACACACCCCCUCUAGACCUCCUCAACAUCCCCAAUGGCAUCACCGCACAAGUCACUUCCAAUGAGCGCAUCACACCCACCACGCACUUCCAAGAUGUCCGACACCUCAAACUAUCACUCGCAGGCACCCAUCCCUACGUGCCCGGCGAUGUACUCACUCUCUACCCCAAGAACUUCCCCUCGGACGUAUCGAACUUCAUCUCGCUCAUGGACUGGACACCCAUCGCUGACGUACCCCUACACUUCGUUCCCUCCGCACCCUCAGUAUCACCAACAGCGACACUACCAAUUCCACACGUUUCCCACAGCGCUACUAUCACGCUAAGAAGGCUGUUAACAAACCAUCUGGAUAUCAUCGCCAUCCCCCGCCGCUCCUUCUUCGCCCAACUAGCACACUACACAACCGACCCCUUCCACCGCGAUCGCCUCCUCGAAUUCACGAACCCAGAAUACAUUGACGAACUGUACGACUACACGACCCGCCCGCGCCGCAGCAUCCUCGAAGUCUUACAAGAAUUCGAAUCCGUCAAGAUCCCCUGGCAACGCAUAUGCAGCAUCAUCCCCGCACUGCGCGGCCGCCAGUUCAGUAUUGCAAGUGCGCUGAAUGCCUCUGCUGCGAUACAUGGCAAAACGGAGAUUGAGUUGCUGAUUGCCAUUGUCAAGUAUAAGACGGUUAUCAAGCGGAUUAGGCAGGGUGUUGCGACGCGGUAUAUUGCCUCGCUUGCGUCUGGGCAAGACAUAACUGUUACACUAAGUAAAGGCGGGCUGGGCGUCAGUGCAAAAGAGGUAGAUAGGCCGGUCGUCAUGGUUGGCCCGGGCACGGGCGUCGCGCCUAUGCGGGCGUUAAUCUACCAACGAAAGCAGUGGCGGGAAGAAGCUCGUGGAGAUGCAGCAGCCAGCGAUGCCGCGCAAGUAAAAGAUCUACUCUUCUUUGGAUGUAGGAACGCCGAGGCAGAUUACUUCUUCAAAGACGAGUGGGCAGCGUUGAAGAAAGAGCAUGUGCCGCUAGAUGUCUUCGCUGCGUUCUCGCGAGAUCAGCGGCAAAAAGUCUACGUCCAAGACCUCAUCCGCCAAGAAAGCUCACUCAUCUACGACGCCCUUUCUAAGAAGAACGGAAUCAUCUAUAUAUGCGGCUCCUCGGGCAAAAUGCCUCAAGCGAUACGCGAAGCCCUCAUUGAAGGGUUCCAAGAACAUGGUUCUUUGAGCAGAGAUGAAGCAGAGCAGUAUUUAGCAGGGAUGGAGAAGGGUGGUCGGUAUAGGCAGGAGACGUGGUGAUUAUUGCUACAAUUUGAUAAUGCGGAUAUAAGAAAAAAUCAAUUUUGAUACGGAUGAUAUUCAGGGUGGUUUGUCCAACAAAUGUACAAUGAACCCAGGACCCUCCACUACCACAACUACCAAAGAAAACGCGCAGACUCUUUCAACACCUGGUAUGAAAGUGAUACGUGUGAGACGACCGCCUAGCUGGGCGACAUCGACCGUGAACUUUCCUCCGAAAGAGCCCUUUGCUGCACCACCAUCCAACCCGGUUCCUGGUCUUCCAAUAUCUCAAAUGGUCCCGGCCCAUAAAGUUUCUCUGAUAUGGACGUAAAUCGCACACCCACAUUAGCAAAGGCUUGCUUCACCUCUAUCACGCCUGGAGGGAAUAUGCCGAGCUGUGGCGGCCAACCCUUCAAGAUUAAUUUCUGUAGUCUAGGUAGUGCCGACUUUACCACGGACGCAAGUGAGUGGAGGAA
Molecule: messenger RNA, 2564 nt
Organism: Cucurbitaria berberidis CBS 394.84
Lineage: Eukaryota; Fungi; Ascomycota; Dothideomycetes; Pleosporales; Cucurbitariaceae
Product: sulfite reductase flavo protein alpha-component
Exons: 3
Coding region: 487-2106 (539 amino acids)
Cellular component (GO): cytosol
Molecular function (GO): FMN binding; flavin adenine dinucleotide binding; oxidoreductase activity
Source: RefSeq, a predicted model, not a curated record